This is a messenger RNA of Volvox carteri f. nagariensis, 2505 nucleotides long. RefSeq lists its product as uncharacterized. The transcript has 14 exons. Gene Ontology annotation, cellular component: extracellular region. The record is from RefSeq and is a predicted model, not a curated record. Bases 44 to 2170 code for a protein of 708 amino acids. Gene Ontology annotation, biological process: chitin catabolic process; carbohydrate metabolic process. Gene Ontology annotation, molecular function: chitin binding; chitinase activity. Lineage: Eukaryota; Viridiplantae; Chlorophyta; Chlorophyceae; Chlamydomonadales; Volvocaceae.
GGAGUAGGUCUUUCUUGCUGUAUCUAGACGGUACGUAUUUACCAUGAGAAGCCCUUGGCUCCCAAGUUUGCUCGCAUUAGUAUAUUGCUCCGUUUUGACGCAUCGAGCAUACGCUGGACUUGCUACCACUGCGCCCGAUUCCGUAACUGGAUUAUAUGUUCCAGGAUGGGCAGAGAACACUGGUUCGGUUUUAAACUUCUUCAAUACCAGCGCGAUUAACCUGGAGGGCGUUUCGCACGUUUACUAUGCAUUUCUAUGGAUUUAUGGAGGAAAUUCGACCGUCUAUGAUCCAUUUGGAAACUUGAAACUACUCGUGUCUCUCAAGUCUCGCUGGCCAGCGACUAAGCUCAUCCUGUCCAUCGGCGGUGGUGGUUUCAGUACCACCAUUUGGACCAAAGCCGCAACCACCGGCCUCACCGCCUUCGUCAACAGCGCUAUCAAGGCCAUGAAAUCGGCCAACGCUGACGGCAUCGACCUGGACUGGGAGUAUCCUGUCGCCAGCACCCGGGACACCUUCACCGCGCUGUGCGCCGCGAUGCGCUUACGUCUGGAUGCGGAGGGCGCCGCCGCCACCCCCGCCCGCCACUACUGGCUGACCGCCGCCACUCAGUCCAUUGUCUCAGGAGACAGCUUCGACGGCUACGACCUCCCGGUGCUCAAGAACCACCUGGACCUGUUUAACAUCAUGACAUACACCAUGCACGACCCGUGCUUCUGGGAGACGGAGACCCACUUCCACACCGCCUGGGCGGAAUGCGCCACUGCCCUGGACUACUACCUCAGCAAGGGAGUUCCCCGCACCCAGCUGGUGUUGGGUCUCGCCUUCUACGGCCACGUUUACCGCCUCACCGACCCCUCGGUCUACAAGUACCCGGCACCCAGCGUGGAGGGCAGGGACUGCUCAACAAUGACCACGGUAUCGUACCGUGCAAUUCUACUUGAGCUCAAGAACAGCAAUGGCCGUGGUGGCGUCUUUGUGGACGUGGCGCAACGUAGCGCCUAUUUCGUGUACGACACGCGCUGGAUUGGUUUUGAUAUUCCGGAAACGAUGGCGCUAAAAAUCAAUGCUUCCCGCGCGUACGGCGUGGGUGGCGUUAUGAUUUGGGAUGCCUCCCUGGACACUCCGGACGGGUCCCUGCUGAGGGCGGUGGCUUCCCGGAACAUGAGUACGACAAGGCCCUGUGGGGGCGGAUUUGUUGGUAACGGCGCCUGCGGCGACGCCUCCUUGUGCUGCUCCGAGUUUGGCUACUGCGGGCUGGGGGAGACCUUUUGCGGUCCCAAGUGCCGAGGUGGACCGUGCAUCCAGUACCCCUCCCCGCCCCCCCGGCCCCCCGCCCCCCCGCCCAAUUGCGGUAACGGGGUGGUGGGCGGGGGCGUCUGCGCCGUGAUCUCGGAGUGCUGCUCUGUUGCCGGCUGGUGCGGUACGGGAGAGGCCUGGUGCGGGGUGAAUUGUGUGGGCGGCCCCUGCUGGUACAAACCAAGGUCGCCGCCGCCGCCUCCAAGGCCGCCGCCCAAACCCUCGCCGCCGCCACCGCCGCCACUGUCGUACGGGUGCGGCGAGGGCAUCAUUGGCAACGGCACGUGUCCGUUUCCGUACGAAUGUUGCUCCGCCUUUGGCUACUGCGGCACUUCUGACGCGCACUGCGGGGCCCACAUGCGGGAACGGCAACGUGGGGAACGGGCGGUGCGGAUUCCCCGGAGAUUGCUGCUCCAAGGAGCAACGCGCUCGCCGCCGCCGCCGCCACUGCUGCCGCCGCCGCGUCCCUCCGCCAGCACCUUUUGUGGGAACGGCAAGGUCGGCAACGGCACAUGCCGCGACCCCACCCAGUGCUGCUCAGCUGCCGGGUUCUGUGCCGUCAGCGCGGACCACUGCUACUGGUAUUGUGUAGGGGGGCCCUGCUGGGUGCCGCCGCCGCCGCCGCCGGCGCCGCCGGGCAUGCUCGCGUCGCCAUCCCCGCCACCUCCUAACCCCCCUGGAGUCGUUACAGUGUACUGCGGCGACGGUGUCGUGGGCAACAAGCAGUGCCGCCUGAAAAACCUGUGCUGCUCCGCAGCGGGCUUCUGCGCCUACUCCGCCGACCACUGCCUUCAUUACUGCGUGGGGGGCCCCUGCUGGGCGCCGCCACCGUCAGCCGUACAAAAGAUGAUGAACGCCACGUCGUCGCCAUGACCGCUGCCCAUGUCGGCCGGGGGCAGCAACCCGCACAUCCUGGACCAACACGAUCGGCUUGGGGCCCAGUGAUCUCGCAGUUACGAAAACCUGUGCGUGUAUGUGUGUAUUUGUGGUGCCGUGACGCUAGGGUGUUAUUACGGCUUAAUCUCGCACAAUAUGGUCGUACCGGCGCCGUACGAGUGUUGUACUGUUUGCAGGAAGCUGCGGGUGGCACGUACAGCUUCGGUGGCGGUAGCGCGCGGCUGCUGCUGUGAACCUGCGAUGUAUGUAUUUGUGUGAUAUGUAUAUAUAUGUUUCUAUGUGUAUUGUAUAUAUUUGUAUAUGUGAUGGGU